GGCGGGUAUUUGUAUUGUAUGUUAAUUUACUUUUGUUCCAUAUAAUAUAUAUUAUUCUAAGUUUAUUACAUUACACCAACAAAGUGCCGUUGGUUAUUGGAUCUCUCACUAGUUUUAGAGAGAGAGAGAGAUUCAGAGGAAGAGAAAAACGUGUGGUUAUGUGAUUGUGGAAGAGAGAACUGAGACGGCAUUGCCAAUUCUCCCUUGAUCUAUGAAACUGACCCUGCAAAUCUGAGGCCACAAUCGGUAGAGAUUGUUUCAUUUUCAUAACAAAAAAAAAAAAAAACAUUUCAGCUCUAAGCCUCUAACCUUAUGAGUUUUGAGCUGGUUUGGUAAACUGUGUUUCUCUUCCAAUCUAUUCCCUUUGAUUCCAUUGGUUCAUCUCAACAAACCCUUUUGACUGUCUACCCUUCUGUUGCAAGUUCUGUGAUCCUUUUUCCAUUUCUAUGGACGCAAAAGAAUUAUUCUCCACAAAUUUGAUAGAUGUUCUAGCUGGAGUCAGAGGCAGGGAAAGUUGGAUUGAUACCUAUUUGAAUCUUUAUAUAAGAAGUUAACAAUUUAAUAUACAAUCCAAUGAUCCACCUGUUUAUUUUGUUAUUCUGAUUUUCGAGAUGAUAAAUUGCUGAAAGACAGAAAUCACAAAAUAUUGAGUAGUUCGAUUUAAAAACUGAACAAAAAUGGAAAAUGCUGAAUUAGGUGGCAAUUUCCAAUGCUGUUAAUCUUAAUUCUUGUCACAGGAAUGACCAUGAACUUUUAACCUCACCAAGCCACACGAAAAGGCUUCAUUUUUUGACACACAUAAAAUUAACUGUCACUUUUCUAAAUUGUGUACAUCCAUCUUCUUCUCAAAGAAGUUAUGACAGCACAUUACUUGCUUGACAUUCCCUAAUUCAUUUGUUCAUGUUUGAAAGUUGCACUUUAAUUAAGAAGAUAACAAUAAAGUGUUUUUUUGCCCUUUAACCCAAAGUAGCUUAUUCUUUUGGAUGAGGUGAAAUUGUGGGAAAUGUAUGGCUUUUUCAGUGAUUUGUUCUUGUGUUAGAGCAUUAUAACAUAAUGAUCUAUAUUCUUUAAUGGGAUGCACAUGCAAUUGUUUACACGGCUUGCCUGUGAAAUUUUACUUUAGUGUCUUUUCUGAAUAUUUCAAGCGAAUAUAUUAUGGAUAUAGAAUACCAUUUUUGUGUUGGUGGUUACAUAUCUAUGUUUUCUUCCUUCUUGUUCUUUCAUGUCUUUGAAAAAGCAAGAGAGAAAUUUUGCAUUAUGUGGUUUAUUUAGUUCAUUCUCUUCCACAUAUAAGGGCACUUUUUUCCCCUUGUGAUUUUGGUGUCCACCAGGCACUGUUACCUCACACAUCAAGAGGCAAUGCAAUUCUCCUCCUACACUUAUUGUUAUUGGUGCUGGAAUAUCAGGAAUUGCUGCUGCGCGUUGUCUCCAUGAUGCAUCUUUUAAGGUGAUUGUAUUGGAGUCAAGGGAUAGGAUAGGUGGCAGGAUUUAUACUGAUUACUCAUUUGGCUGUCCAGUAGAUAUGGGAGCCUCAUGGCUACAUGGUGCUUGCAAUGAGAAUCCCUUGGCACCAUUGAUACGCGCAUUAGGACUUACACUCUAUCAUACAGGUGGUGAUAACUCUGUCAUAUUUGAUCAUGACUUGGAAAGCUGUAUGCUAUUUAACAUUGAUGGUCAUCAAGUCCCUCAACACAUUAUGAUGGAAGUUGGAGACACUUACAAGAGAAUUCUGGCAGAGACAGUAAAAGUGAGGGAUGAGCAUCCUGAUGACAUGCCUAUUCUCCAAGCAAUUUCAAUUGUGUUAAAUAGACAUCCAGAACUAAGGCAACAAGGACUUGCUCAUGAAGUGCUGCAAUGGUAUAUAUGCAGAAUGGAAGCUUGGUUUGCUUCUGAUGCGGAUAUCAUACCAUUGAAAACCUGGGAUCAGGAGCAUAUCCUCACUGGUGGUCAUGGACUCAUGGUGCAAGGAUAUGAUCCUGUUGUAAAAGCUCUUGCAAAUGAUCUUGAUAUACGCUUGAACCACAGGGUGACCAAAAUAUCCGAUGGUUACAACAUGGUAAUGGUCACAGUUGAGGAUGGCAGAAACUUUGUUGCUGAUGCUGUUAUUGUAACUGUCCCUAUUGGAAUCCUUAAGGCCAAUUUAAUUGAAUUUUCACCAAAACUGCCUCAUUGGAAGGCUGAAGCAAUUAAAGAUAUUGGUAUGGGAAAUGAAAAUAAGAUUGCCCUAAGAUUUGAUGCAGUGUUUUGGCCUAAUGUAGAAGUUCUGGGCAUAGUUGCACCCACCUCUUAUGCCUGUGGUUAUUUUCUCAAUCUCCACAAGGCAACAGGCCAUCCAAUUCUUGUGUAUAUGGCAGCUGGCAAGUUUGCCUAUGACCUUGAAAAGCUGUCUGAUGAAUCAGCUGCAAAUUUUGCAAUGCAACAGCUCAAGAAGAUGUUUCCUGAUGCUUCUAAGCCUGUUCAAUAUCUUGUGUCACAUUGGGGAACAGACCCAAACUCUCUUGGUUGCUAUGCUUGUGAUUUAGUUGGGAUGCCAGAUGAUGUGUAUGAGAGGCUUCGUGCACCAGUAGGUAAUCUAUUCUUUGGCGGGGAAGCUGUUAGCAUGGAUGACCACCAGGGAUCUGUGCAUGGAGCUUACUCUUCUGGGGUGAUGGCUGCUGAAAAUUGUCAGAGACAUCUUCUACAGAAACAAGGCCACAUGGAAAGUCUUCCUCUAGUUCCUUCUGUUAGGCAUGAAAUAUUUGAAACUACUAUACCUCCUCAAAUCUCUAGAAUUUGAUUAUGUACCCUUCCUUGUUCUUGAAAAUGAGAACAAUGCUCAAAAGAAUGAGUUGCUGAUUAGAUUAAUUAAUGCACAUUGUAGUUCAACUUAAACCAUAGUGACUAAAAUAUUUAGGGAAGCCACCAUAAAAAAUCAUAUUAUCCAAGAACUUUAUUGCCAAAUCAAUUUUUCCUUCUUUGCAUAAAGCAGAAAUAAAAGGAUCAUAAGUUCAUGACUA
Molecule: messenger RNA, 2996 nt
Organism: Glycine soja
Lineage: Eukaryota; Viridiplantae; Streptophyta; Magnoliopsida; Fabales; Fabaceae
Product: polyamine oxidase 5-like
Exons: 10
Coding region: 1523-2776 (417 amino acids)
Biological process (GO): polyamine catabolic process
Cellular component (GO): peroxisome
Molecular function (GO): polyamine oxidase activity
Source: RefSeq, a predicted model, not a curated record